Molecule: messenger RNA, 2176 nt
Organism: Stegastes partitus (bicolor damselfish)
Lineage: Eukaryota; Metazoa; Chordata; Actinopteri; Pomacentridae
Product: SH3 and cysteine-rich domain-containing protein 3
Exons: 13
Coding region: 256-1296 (346 amino acids)
Biological process (GO): positive regulation of protein localization to plasma membrane; skeletal muscle contraction; positive regulation of voltage-gated calcium channel activity
Molecular function (GO): protein binding
Source: RefSeq, a predicted model, not a curated record
GCUGGCAUUACUCAUCCCAAUCUCCCACCUGUUGGAGCCUCAUUUGGAAAGUUGGGCAUGUUAAGGACUGAACGACAGGACUGAUAGAAAAAGCUGCAAAGAGACCUUUGAAGUUUCCAGCUGCAGGUACCUGCUCUGACAGCAGGGAGGGUGUGAGAGCCACAUCCCUGUGAAAAGAAGUGGAAUUCAAGUUUCACGUGCCAUCUGCUGGCCCAAACUCUUAAUAUCAGGAAACCCCAACCACCAAACCACACCAUGGCUCAUUAUGACUCGCUAGAUGACAAGGACUCUGUGGAUAUUCAUGACAACCCACCUCUCCCUGAAAACGUGGUGAAAGAAGAGGACAACACGGUAUAUUUCAUCUAUGAUGAGGAGGUAGAAGAGGAAGACAAAGAGGAACCUCCUCCUCCUGAACCAGUCAGACCAGUCAACGACAAGCCCCACAAGUUCAAGGACCACUACUGCAAGAAACCAAAGUUUUGUGAUGUCUGUGCACGCAUGAUUGUUUUAAACAAUAAGUUUGCAUUGCGAUGUAAAAACUGCAAAACCAGCAUCCACCACCAGUGCCAGUCCUACGUAGAGUUCCAGAGGUGUUUUGGCAAAAUACCUCCAGGCUUCAGAAGAGCCUACAGCUCUCCUCUCUACAGCAGUCAGCAGAAUGCCACAGUCUCACAGCUGCUGCCCUUCUCACAGUCAAACCGCACUGAUCCCGUGUUUGAGACGUUGCGAGUCGGUGUGAUUAUGGCCAACAAGGAGCGUAAGAAAGGAUCAGAGGACAAGAAGAACAUGAUGAUGAUGAUGAUGGAGGAAGAUGAGUCCCAGCCCAAGCAGGAGGAUGAAGGAGGUGAAAGAGCAAACACAGAAGGAGACAAAAGGGGAGACAAAGCUCCUGCAGAUGAUAAGAGUAAAAAGCCACAGCCUGGGAAGAUCGGCGUGUUCAGUCAGGCUCACUACUACUUGGCUCUGUAUCGCUUCAAGGCCGUAGAAAAGGAUGAUUUGGACGUUCAUGCUGGUGAUCGCAUCACAGUGAUAGAUGACUCCAACGAGGAAUGGUGGAGGGGGAAGAUCGGAGAGAGAACAGGGUUCUUCCCUGCCAAUUACAUCAUCCGAGUGCGAGCAGGAGAGAACGUCUACAAGGUGACUCGCUCCUUCGUUGGUAACAGAGAGAUGGGCCAAAUCACUCUCAAGAAAGACCAGAUUGUGGUGAAGAAGGGUGAGGAGGUCAACGGCUACCUGAAGGUCAGUACAGGUCGAAAGCUUGGCUUCUUUCCCACCAACCUGCUGCAGGAGAUUUAAGGGGGCGCCGCAGGUGUUUUGGCAAACAUCUGGCCAGGCCCCAUGUCAGUUUUAUCAUCUGCUGUGACAUUUUUUCUGAUCAUGCACUUCUGAACAGGACUGUGCACAGGUUACUAUCACAAACUGGAUUAUAACCACACAUUUCUUCUUCGUUUUUAAAAAAUCUAUAAUGUUGUCUGACAAAAUUACUGAGUUAUUGUUACUGUUUUUUGGUUUUGUUUUGUUUUGGUUUUGGUUUUUUUAGGAGAUCUGCUUUUUAGGUUGCCCUUCACAGAUUGUUCUAAAUGCCUGUGCUGAACUACUUUAUCAUGUAUGUGUGAGCAAAACUACAUUUAGAAAAAUUCUCCAUGAAAACUGGGCCUGGUGAUAAAAUAAUUGUUGUGUAUUUUGUUGUUUUAUACCAAGCACUUCCACGAGAAAUAUGAUGGUAUCUUUGCAGUCAAAAUCAUUUUUUAAAAAUAAAUAUAAUAAUAUUAAUGUGCUGCUGGUCCAACGGUUAUUUCUACCAACAAUAAUUGGCAUUCUCCUGUGAAUGUUGAAAAAGAAUUUAGGUAAUAAUUAUUCUUCUGAGUAUUCCUUUUGAAUUUGUACAAAAACAAGUCUGAAAUUUGUUUCACCAUAAAAAGAAACAACAUUUUUAUUCGAGUUUUAUUUGUGAUGUCUCGUAUUUGUUGAUUAUUGGUGUUACUUUGCCAAACUACAUGAUUUGGGAAAGAAAGCUUCAUUGAUUGGAACAUUUGACAUAUAGACCCUUCUGUAAAUAUUGGCACUGUUUAUUCUCACAUUGCCCAUCAGCAAAUGUGAAUUAAUCACAAAUGGAGCGCAUAUAUGAAUUCUAACUACUGUGUACUGUAUUUGGUAAUAAAUAUAAUUAAUCAAA